Nothobranchius furzeri (turquoise killifish) is the source of this 8482-nucleotide messenger RNA. It is a transcript of the gene pi4kaa, whose product is annotated as phosphatidylinositol 4-kinase, catalytic, alpha a. Gene Ontology annotation, biological process: phosphatidylinositol-mediated signaling; phosphatidylinositol phosphate biosynthetic process. Gene Ontology annotation, cellular component: cytoplasm; plasma membrane. NCBI's taxonomy places the organism in Eukaryota, Metazoa, Chordata, Actinopteri, Cyprinodontiformes, Nothobranchiidae. The record is from RefSeq and is a predicted model, not a curated record. Gene Ontology annotation, molecular function: 1-phosphatidylinositol 4-kinase activity.
ACCCAACUCUUGGAACCAUUCUCGUGACCUUGCACUUUGCUUUUUGGGCGCUGCGGCUUCCGUAGUUGUCAGUGUAGGGUUGUAGCUGUUCGUCGGUCGGGUCAAAUGAAUGAAGAUGUUUGCGUUUGUUUAGGACAGCCCGACCGCAGUAAACAUGUCUCUGUAUGGAGGAGGCAGCAGGGGCUUCUACUUCAACACGGUCCUGUCUCUGGCUCGGUCGCUGGCGGCUCCCCAGCAGGCACCGAUAGAAAAGGUCCAGAAGCUACAGUGCAUGUGUCCUGUGGACUUCAGAGGUGUCUUCCAGUUGGAUCAGAGGAGAAGGGAUGCUGUGAUUGCACUUGGGAUUUUUCUGGUUGAGUCUAACCUGCAGCACAAAGACGUUAUUGUCCCCUACCUUAUUGGGCUGCUUAAAGGACUUCCUAAAGUUCAGUGGAUCGAAGAGAGCUCAGAACGCAAAGGGCGAGAGACUCUUCCAGUAGCAGAGAACUUCAGCUUUUGUCUUGUAACGUUACUCUCUGAUGUCGCUCAGCGGGAUGAGAAUUUACGGGGACAGAUUCUGGAGGCGAUCAUGGACAUCAUGCGUGUCCUUCAAGACAUUUGCAAAACCCCAGACACUCGUGACAAAGAAUACCUGUGCAGGUACACUGUGCCCACCUUACUCGGUGUUGCCAGAGCGUUUGGUCGAUACAGCAACACUGAUGAGCCACUGCUGUCCAAGCUUUUUCCUCGUCCCUCAGCUCCUGGGCUGUCUGCGGGUGAUGGCAUCGACGCUGCUCCCCGGAGGUCCUUCAACGACUUUCGCUCAAUCCUCCCGAGCUCUCUGCUCACGGUGUGUCAGGGAGACACGCUGAAACGGAAAGGCUCCUCUAACUCCAGUGUGUCUCAACAGGCAAGUCCAGAGAGAGGAGCAGGUCUGACACCCUGUUCACCCUCAGGCCCCUCUGCUCAGUACUUUGAAGGUUCUUACCUCCCUGAUGGCAGUGCCGUGGAUCCGGAUUAUUACUUCUCCACCAUCAGCUCCAGUUUUUCGGUCUCUCCUCUUUUUACUGGGAGCAGCUCAGGAGACUUCCAGGUCCCUCUGGACAUGCUCAGACAACUCCUCCACAUGGUUGAGCAAUUUGUCUCUGAAUCAUUCCUGAAAUCCAUGGACAACACUUUGUCAGAACUUUUAGAGAUAAAUCCUGGUUUCCAUCUUUACUACAAAACCUUCAGUGAUCCGCUGUAUGUAGCCAUAUUUAAAAUGCUGAGAGACACUUUGUACAAUCUGAAAGAUCUUCAGACUGACUAUGUGAAGGAGGUCCAUGACUUUGUUUUGGAGCAGUUCAGCAGCAGUCAGUCGGAGCUGCAGAGGAUUCUUCAUGAUGUUGAGUAUCUCCAGAGUGAAUUGAGCCCACUCAAACUGCGCUGCCAGGCCAACGCUGCCUGUGUUGAUCUUAUGGUGUGGGCUGUAACAGAGGAACAGGGAGCUGAGAACCUUUGCACCAAACUGUCAGAGAAGCUGCAGUCAAAAACAUCCAGUAAAGUUAUAAUUGCCCACAUGCCCCUCCUCAUAUGCUGCCUACAGGGUUUGGGUCGCCUGUGUGAGCGCUUCCCUGUCGUUGCCCACUCUGUCACUAUGUCUCUCAGAGACUUCCUGGUGGUGCCUUCUCCUGUUCUGGUGAAGUUGUACAAAUAUCACAGCCAGUCCACUCCAGUAGCAGGUAGUGAGAUAAAGAUCCAUGUAACCAACGAGCAUUCCCAGUCAACACUCAGCACUAAUUCAAACAAAAAAAGCCAACCCUCCAUGUAUGAACAGCUGCGGGACAUCUCCAUCGAUAACAUCUGCAGGUGUCUGAAAGCUGGCCUCACCAUGGACAGUGUCAUUGUAGAAGCUUUUCUAGCCAGCCUGUCUAACCGUCUCUACAUCUAUCAAGAGAAUGACAAAGAUGCCCACCUGAUCCCGGACCACACCAUCAGGGCUUUGGGCCACAUCGCUGUGGCCCUACGAGACACUCCCAGAGUGAUGGAGCCCAUCCUGCAGAUCCUACAGCAGAAGUUCUGCCAGCCCCCCUCCCAGCUCGACGUCCUCAUCAUAGACCAGCUUGGCUGCAUGGUCAUCACAGGAAAUCAAUACAUCUACCAGGAAGUGUGGAAUCUGUUCCAGCAGAUCAGUGUCAAGGCGAGCUCAAUGGUUUACUCUACCAAAGACUACAAAGACCAUGGGUACAGACACUGUUCCUUGGCUGUAAUAAAUGCUCUGGGGAACAUAGCAGCUAACCUCCAGGCUGAGCAGAUGGUGGACGAGCUGCUGGUCAACCUGCUGGAGCUUUUUGUUCAGCUUGGUUUGGAGGGGAAGAGAGCCAGCGAGAGGGCCUCGGACAAAGGGCCAGCCUUGAAGGCAUCCAGCAGUGCUGGAAACCUUGGUGUCCUCAUCCCAGUGAUAGCAGUGCUGACCAAGAGGUUACCACCGAUCAAGGAAGCAAAGCCUCGCCUGCAGAAGCUGUUCAGGGACUUCUGGCUCUACUCUGUGGUCAUGGGAUUUGCAGUAGAAGGCUCAGGUCUGUGGCCAGAGGAGUGGUAUGAAGGAGUUUGUGAGAUCGCCACCAAAUCGCCUCUACUGACGUUUCCUAGUGGAGAACCAUUACGCUCAGAGCUGCAGUACAACUCUGCGCUGAAGAACGACACCGUCACUCCAGCAGAGCUGACUGAGCUGCGCAGCACCAUCAUCAACCUGCUGGAUCCUCCUCCCGAGGUGACCGCCCUCAUCAGCAAGCUGGACUUCGCCAUGUCCACGUACCUGCUGUCUGUUUACAGACUCGAGUACAUGAGGAUGCUGCAUUCUCUGGACUCGGAGCGCUUUCAGGUCAUGUUUCGGUACUUUGAAGACAGGGCGAUACAGAAGGACAAAUCUGGCAUGAUGCAGUGUGUGAUAACUGUAAGCGACAAGGUUUUUGAGGUCUUCCUUCAAAUGAUGGCUGAAAAAUCAAAGACCAAGUCCCAUGAAGAGGAGCUGGAACGCCAUGCUCAGUUCCUCCUGGUCAACUUCAACCACAUCCACAAGCGGAUCCGCAGAGUGGCUGACAAAUACCUGUCUGGUCUGGCUGAAACGUUCCCCCACCUGCUGUGGAGCGGCCGUGUGCUGAAGACCAUGUUGGACAUUCUGCAGACGCUCUCACUGUCCCUCAGUGCUGAUAUUCAUAAAGACCAGCCUUAUUAUGACAUCCCAGACACGCCGUACAGAAUCACCGUCCCAGACACACAUGAAGCCAGAGAGAGCAUCGUGAAGGACUUUGCUGCACGAUGUGGAGAAAUCCUUAAAGAAGCUAUGAAGUGGGCUCCAUCUGUCACGAAAUCCCACCUGCAGGAGUACAUUAACAAACAUCAGAACUGGGUGUCAGGUCUCUCCCAGCACACCGGCCUGGCCAUGGCUACUGAAAGCAUUUUGCACUUUGCUGGUUACAACAGACAGAGCACCACUCUGGGCUCCACUCAACUGACUGAGAGGCCAGCAUGUGUAAAGAAGGACUACUCCAACUUCAUGGCUUCCCUUAAUCUACGGAACAGAUACGCUGGAGAGGUUGCAGGUAUGAUCCACUUUGCCAAGGCGGUCCGGGGACAGUCCGAUCUGAGUCGUCUGAUGAUCAAACAGAUGGGAGAGGCUCUAGACUCUGCUCAGCCUGAAGCCUUCACUGAGGCCAUGUUCAAACUGGCAGCGUUGCUCAUCAGCAGCAAAGAUUGGGACCCUCAGCUGCUGCACCACCUCUGCUGGUCACCCCUUAAAAUGUUUACAGAGCAUGGCAUGGAAACAGCCAUAGCCUGCUGGGAGUGGCUGCUGGCAGCACGUGCAGGAGUGGAAGUCCCGUUUAUGCGAGAAAUGGCAGGAGCAUGGCAGAUGACUGUGGAGCUGAAGAUGGGCUUGUUCUCAGAUGCUCAGGUGGAAGCUGACCCUCUGGCUGCAUCAGAGGAAAGUCAGCCUGUCCCUUGCCCUCCGGAUGUUACCCCUCACCACAUCUGGAUUGAGUUUCUGGUCCAGAGGUUUGAGAUAGCAAAGUAUUCCAGUGUCGAUCAGGUGGAGAUAUUUUGCAGUCUGUUGCAACGCUCUCUGUCUCUAGAUGUUGGCGGGGCAAAGAGUAGUCUCAACCGUCAUGUGGCUGCCAUCGGACCUCGCUUCAGGUUGCUGACUUUGGGCCUGGCUCUUCUCCACUUUGACGUUAUUCCCAAUGCAACUGUAAGAAAUGUGCUCCGGGAGAAGAUCUAUUCCACAGCCUUCGAUUACUUCAGUGUUGCUCCGAAGUUUCCCACCCAGGGCGACAAGCAUCUCCGUGAGGACAUCUGCAUUGUGACUCGCUUCUACGCCAGCAUCCUGUCAGACAAGAAGUACCUGGCAGCGUACCAGUUGGUCACACCUGGUGAGCUUGGUACUACCCCAGUCCCGAGUACACUCUCUGCUGGGAUAUUUGGAUCGCUUAUUGUGUCCAGCACUACUCCGAUUUCGAUCUUAAAUAAUCAGGACGCUUGCUUGAACAGUCUGUCGGUGAUGAACGCUGCAGACCUGAGGAGCAACGUAGACUCCAGCGCUCGCUCCCAGCAGAGUGGUCAGGGGUGGAUCAACACAUACCCGCUAUCUAGUGGCAUGUCCACCGCGUCCAAGAAGUCAGGCACGUCCAAGAAGAGUAAUAGAGGAACGCAACUUCAUAAAUACUACAUGAAGCGCCGCACUCUGCUACUGGCAUUGCUGGCCAGUGAGAUCGAACGCCUGACAACAUGGUACAACCCCCUCUCCACUCAGGAGCUGGCCAUCGCCACAGAGCAGUCAGUGGAGACCAGCAUCGCCAACUGGAGGUCCAAGUACAUCAGUCUGACUGAGAAACAGUGGAAGGACAACGUCAAUCUGGCCUGGAGUAUUGCUCCUUACCUGGCUAUGCAACUACCAGCACGGUUUAAAAAUGAUGCCAUUGUUGCUGAAGUGACUAGACUGGUCCGACUGGAACCUGGAGCGGUCAGCGACGUACCCGAAGCCGUCAAGUUCCUGGUGACGUGGCAUACCAUUGAUGCUGACUCUCCUGAGCUGAGCCACAUCUUGUGUUGGGCUCCAGCCGACCCGCCCACCGGACUGUCCUACUUCAGCAGCAUGUAUCCUCCUCAUCCCCUCACUGCUCAGUACGGGGUUAAAGUGCUGCGCUCCUUUCCUCCUGAUGCCAUCCUGUUCUACAUCCCUCAGAUUGUGCAAGCACUUCGUUACGAUAAGAUGGGUUAUGUGAGAGAGUACAUCCUGUGGGCGGCGCAGAAGUCUCAGCUUCUCGCUCACCAGUUCAUCUGGAACAUGAAGACCAACAUCUACAUGGAUGAAGAGGGACACCAGAAAGACCCUGACAUUGGGGAGCUGUUGGAGCAGAUGGUGGAGGAGAUCAUGGGCUCUCAGUUGGGUCCAGCCAAGGAUUUCUACCAGAGAGAGUUUGACUUCUUCAACAAGAUCACCAACGUGUCCGCCAUCAUCAAGCCUGUUCCAAAGGGAGAGGAGAGAAAACGAGCCUGUCUCAAGGCUCUGUCUGACAUCAAGGUGCAGCCAGGUUGUUACCUGCCAAGUAAUCCAGAGGCCAUAGUACUGGACAUAGACUAUAAGUCUGGAACUCCCAUGCAGAGUGCUGCUAAGGCGCCCUAUCUGGCUAAAUUUAAGGUGAAGCGCUGCGGGGUGAGUGAACUAGAGAGGGAGGGUCUUCGUUGUCCUUCAGACUCUCUGGAGGACGGAGAGGAGAAUUCUGACGGCUCCUGCAGAGUCUGUUGGCAGGCGGCCAUCUUUAAAGUGGGAGAUGACUGCAGACAGGAUAUGCUGGCUCUGCAGAUUAUUGGGCUUUUUAAGAACAUCUUCCAGCUGGUCGGUCUGGAUCUGUUUGUCUUCCCCUACAGAGUGGUGGCCACUUCACCCGGGUGUGGUGUGAUUGAGUGCAUCCCAGACUGUAAGUCAAGAGACCAGCUUGGGAGGCAGACUGACUUUGGGAUGUAUGAUUACUUCCGAAACCAGUACGGAGAUGAAUCCACCCUCGCCUUCCAGAAGGCUCGGUACAACUUUAUCCGCAGCAUGGCCGCCUACAGCCUCCUGCUGUUCCUGCUGCAGAUCAAAGACAGGCACAACGGCAACAUCAUGCUGGACAGCAAGGGACACCUCAUCCACAUUGAUUUUGGCUUCAUGUUUGAGAGCUCUCCUGGUGGAAACCUGGGCUGGGAGCCUGACAUCAAGCUGACCGAUGAGAUGGUGAUGAUCAUGGGAGGCAAAAUGGAGGCUACGCCUUUUAAAUGGUUCAUGGAGAUGUGUGUCAGAGGAUAUCUGGCUGUGAGACCUUACAUGGAUGCAGUGGUUUCUCUGGUGACCCUCAUGCUGGACACAGGACUUCCGUGUUUCAGAGGACAAACCAUAAAACUCCUUAAAGGGCGCUUUAAUCCGCAGAUGAGUGAGAAAGAAGCAGCAGCAUUUAUGAUCAAAGUCAUCCAGAGCUGUUUCCUCAGCAGCAGGAGCAAAACCUACGACAUGCUGCAGUAUUACCAGAACCAGAUUCCUUACUGAGGCUCCUGAGCCGGACCUCUGCUGUAAACCCAAAAGUGAUCCAACCAAGGACCUGACCAGCUGUUUCUGCUCCUCAGAGCCGGGCAGCAACAUGGCACUUCAAUGUUGACUCUUCACACUAAAAGCUGUCUGAUUUUAUAACGUACACCUGUGUUUAAGACUUUUACCAAAAUUGAGACCUGAGUCACCCUUUAACUACUUUCUUGAUGUGUUUUUUUAAAUCAGCAAACACUAAAGAUUUCUAUAGCAGAAGGUCAUAAAGGGAACCACAUUUACUGUUUGUCGUUGCUGCUGUUAUCGUUGUGUUGCUGUGCUGUUAACCUCUCUGAUGCACUUUACAGAACAGUUUUCCAUCAGCUCUGCCUGCCUGCGGUUGAGUCGUUACACAUUAGAGAAAAACAAUCCGAGCUGCAGUAUUUUAGAUUUAGAUGUAGUCAGAUAAAAGUAUCAGUCAGCAUUUACUCCUAACAGUAGUCUUUAGAGAUGUGUUUAGAGAACGAGUGGUGUUUUUUUUCCUGUAAAGUAGAUUAUUUACUGUAUCCAGAUGACAGCUAGCUGUUUUCUGUCAUUUGUUUCUAGGUUUACACGUGAACAUCGUGAAAAUUUAAACCCAUUUAACCUGUUACACAAAUGCUUCUCUAUUUUUAAUGGAAGUGCUUGUAUUACUUUUGUAGAAUCGUAUUUAUUGCUGUACCAGUGCAUUCAGAACGAGUCUGUUCUUUUUAGUUCAGGAGCAAACUGGAGCUCCCACUGUCAAAACACCACUGAUGAUUUAUCCUGAGGGAUAAAAUGAUAAGACGGACAAAAAGGCAAUAACAAAAACAUGGCUACCUGAACAUGAAAUGAAAUGAACGGUUAAAAAUGCUCACACGCCAUCAGUAAACACUGAAUAAGGUCACUGAUAAAAACGCGUACUGUCUGAGCUUUAAUUAGUCGUGCUUUACCGGUCAUGAUGGUGAAACUGUUUCCCUGAAUGCAGCAUUAAUGUGGCUGGUUGGUGGAGAACGUUUAAAUAAUCACAAGUUAUUGUGGGAACAGGCAGCAGGCUGGACUAAACGAACCUUUUAUUUUUCCCUUUUCCUCUUUGUUAUUUUUACCUCUUUUUUUUAAUAUUUCGUGUGUUUGGUUAAUUUAAAGUGUUUGCAAUUUUCUAUUCUUUUUGUUAUUUUCCAUUUUAAAUAUUUCCUUUCCAAAAGUUUUAUUCUGCAUUAGAUUUAUUUUAUCAACUCUUAACAGUUAUGUGUAUUUCUGCCCCCUCUGUUUCUGUAGGCAUUGCUGUACCUGUGUUUGUUUCCUGUCCAGUGAGCUGUGUCAGAAUGUUUGUAAACAUUCCUCGUGUCAUCAUUAGUGUUGCAUCCACCUGAACCUGUUGUAUUCCUGAUAACAAACAUCAAGAUGAUGAUUAAAACCUUAUAAGCCAUGUAUCCUGCCCUUGGUAGAAACAGCUGUAGUAAUACUUGACAACAGUAAAAAACUAAAUUUAUGCAAUAUAAUCAUUUAUAUUAUCUGUAUUGAUGCUGUAUUUGUGUGUUGUACUGAACAAGUUGUCUACAUCCUAGCUGUUGUGUGUAUGCUGAAGCUGACUUCCUGUUGCUGUGCACCGACAGCUCAGCCCGAAGUGUUACUGCAGGAUCUUUAACGUAAGCGGCUGCCGCAGCUGCAAUCAGAGCAAUAUUUUUAUUGAGAUGGAUGUUCUUGUUGUCUGCUUUUAUCUGUUAACGAUAUGUGGUCCACUGUGUGUUUGUUUUCAUAAGGAACAGCUGAGAUUUAGACCAUCUGAGAGCGGACAAUCAGUCUGAUCCUCAUUUUUAAAAGAUCUUCAGAAAGAUUGAAUCAAAAUGGAAGCCCGUGUGGACAUUACACUGAUGAUGAGAACGUUAUCACUAGUUUCACUCUUAGAAUGUAGUAUUGGAUGUCCUUAUAAAAACAUUCAUAAAGACA